GAGCGCUAGAAAGGGAUAACAUCACAGUCUCGCAGUCACCCACAACAGAAUCGAGAAGAGAAAAACGAAGGAAGAAGAGAGGUUCUACUUCUUCAUCUAUGGCGACGCCAGAUUCUGACGCUACUUCUCAGCCUCAAGAUUCUGAUUCUCUGUCCAAUCCUAGUCCUCCCAGCGCUCUCGUCCCCGCCGCUCCUGCCGUAUGCCUCCUCCGCUUCGCAACCGACUCAGCCGGGGGCGCUCUCAUGGGCUCUGUCUUUGGAUACGGUGCUGGAUUGUUUAAGAAGAAAGGUUUUAAAGGAUCCUUUGUAGAAGCGGGGUCUUAUGCAAAGACAUUUGCAGUUUUGUCUGGAGUUCAUAGUUUGGUUGUUUGCAUCUUGAAAAGACUUAGAGGAAAGGAUGAUGUCAUUAAUGCGGGGGUAGCGGGUUGUUGCACUGGACUUGCUCUAAGUUUUCCAGGUGCUCCACAAGCUCUUUUGCAGAGCUGUCUUACUUUUGGGGCAUUUUCUUUUAUUAUGGAAGGGCUAAACAAGCAGCAACCAGCACUUGCAGUUCCCAUGUCCUGGAAAAAACGAUCUGUGCAAUACAGUGCUCGUCCUCCCCUGGCACUCUCCCUUCAACUCCCUCUUCCAGAAGAACUAAAAGAAGCCUUCUCUUUUUUCUCCGAGUCUCUGAAGCAGCGCAGCAAGGGAUCUUACCCGACAUCUCAAUAAGAAAUCGGGUUUCAUGGUGGUCUGGUAUCAUGUAGAUAAGUUGUCACCCUUUCUAUUUUAUUUUUUAGGUUCCUUUUAGCCUUCAACAUUUUUUUUAACUUAAGGAUGACCAUAAACUGUCCAAGGACGCAUGGAUUGUUUACAUGUUACUGACCUCCAAUAUGGUUUGUUUAACUUGGAUGACCUAUCGUAUGAUGAUUUAGUAUAAGUAUUAUUUGGAUCCGAUUUUUGUUUGACAA
Molecule: messenger RNA, 949 nt
Organism: Vigna unguiculata (cowpea)
Lineage: Eukaryota; Viridiplantae; Streptophyta; Magnoliopsida; Fabales; Fabaceae
Product: Mitochondrial import inner membrane translocase subunit Tim17/Tim22/Tim23 family protein
Biological process (GO): protein targeting to chloroplast; protein insertion into mitochondrial inner membrane
Cellular component (GO): chloroplast envelope; TIM22 mitochondrial import inner membrane insertion complex
Molecular function (GO): transmembrane protein transporter activity
Source: RefSeq, a predicted model, not a curated record